AUGAGCCCGCCGUGUGCCGAAGCCAGCGCAGCGAGCACGGGCAGCAUUGCGUUUGGCCUGGGCAUUGCCGACAUCACCGGCCCUAUCGUCGAGACGAACAUGAUGGGCUAUGCUGCGCUGCCGCAAACGAACACCGGCCUGGCAUACCGCUCUCGCUCGCGCGCAUUUAUCGUCGGUGCGCCCUCCUCGCCCUUCUCACUCAAGUCGCGGCUUCCGCGGGCUCUGCGGCGCCGCACAGUGCACCCAAAGGGCGGAGACAAGGACCCAAACGACGGACAGCAGGACCGCUGGGUCUUCGUCAACUCGGACCUGUGCAUGGGCGACACUGCGAUCCGCCGCGCAGUCGUGGAGCGCCUGCGCGAGGAGCUGCCCGACGUGUACGGCGAGCGCAACUUUGGCUGGAGCGGCACGCACAGCCACUCUGGACCCGGCGGCUUCAUCAAUGCACUCGUCGUGCAGACGUCGUCAAAGGGCAUCGUCCAGCAGAACUUCGACGCCAUCGUCGAGGGCACGGUGCUCUCCAUCCUCCGCGCGCACAGCGACUUCGAGAGCCGCGCAGCGCGCGUCACAGCUGGCGAGAAGGCUAGCCUGCACUUCGGCAACGCAACGGUGCGCGAGGCGCACAUCAACCGCAGCAAGUACUCGUACCUGCAGAACCCAGAGGAAGAGCGCGAGCGCUACGACUCGGACCAGGACGACGAAUUUGCCGCCGUGCGCUUCCAGGACGGCGACCAGAAGAAGGGCCUGCUGAGCUGGUAUGCCGUGCACGGAACGAGCCUGUACGAGAACAACACACUCACGAGCGGCGACAACAAGGGCCUGGCGGCUAUCAUGGUCGAGCAGGCCGUCGAGCCCGAGUCGCUGCCCGGCAAGACCUCCUUCAUCGCAGGCAUGGCUCAGGGGUCCGUCGGCGACACGACGCCCAACACCGGCGGAGCGUGGUGCGACUCGGGCGAGACGUGCGACUUUCAGCACAGCACAUGCGCCAAUCCGAAGGGCAAGGAGCGUGUGCAGACGUGCCACGGCCGCGGCCCGACGUGGGGCAAAGACGAGCUGCUGGCGCAGAGUCCCACGGGCGGCUGGGACUGGAGCGGCAACGAAGUGACGGCCAAGUACCAGGCCGACGCGGCACUGGACAUCCUCGGCCGUGCGGACGGCGACCUCAUCCCCAUCGAGGGCGAGGUGCGCAGCGUCAAGUGGAACGUGGCGAUGGGCGCGGGCUUCCAGUUCGCGCUCGACAACGGCACGGUCGUCACGACGUGCCCAGCCGCGCUCGGCUACGGCUUUGCUGGCGGCACCACCGACGGCCCGGGCGCCUUUGACUUCAGCCAGGGCACGAACGACACCGACUCGCACAACCCGUUCUGGGACGUCGUGCGCACGGCCAUCAAGGCGCCGUCGGCCCAUCAGAUCGACUGCCAGUCGCCGAAGCGUGUCCUGCUCUCGAUCGGCGAGCAGCACUACCCCUACGACUGGGGGCCAGGCGGCCCCGACGGCAUCGUCGAGACGCAGAUCCUGCGCGCAGGCAACCUGUUCCUGCUCGUCGUGCCCGGCGAGUUCACGACGAUGGCCGGCCGGCGCAUCAAGGAGCGCGCGGCGAAGAAGAUUGCCGAGCUCGGACUGCUGCCGAAGGGCCAGGCGCCAAUCGUCGUGCUGAGCGGGCCUGCGAACACGUACUCGCACUACAUCACCACCAUCGAGGAGUACUCGGCACAGCGGUACGAGGGCGGAAGCACCGUCUUUGGCCCGCACACGCUCGACGCGUACAUUUACAUCUACACGAACAUCCUGCUGCCUGCCCUGCGCACCGACGACGCAGCACAGCUCAUCCCGCCGGGCCGCCUUGCGCCCUCGAACGUCGACAAGGCCUUCCAUCUCGGCGAGACGAAGGUGGUGUACGACAGCCCCGGCGGACUGCGCAAGAACUUCGGCGACGUCAUCACCCAGCCCGAGCCUCGCUACUCGCUCUCGGAGUCGCCCGCCGGCGCCAACGUAACGGUUGCGUUCAUCGGCGCGAACCCGCGCAACGACCUGCGCCUCGAGGGCACGUAUCUCGAGGUGCAGGUGCGCGAGGACGACGGCAGCUGGCGCGUCGUGCGCACCGACGGCCAUGCCAGCACGCUGCUGCGCUGGACGCUGACGAGCAAGACGGUCGGCUCGAGCCAGACCGACAUUGCCUGGCUCAUCGAGCCGGACACGCCGCCGGGCACGUACCGCAUCGUGUACCGCGGCAACCACAAGCAGCCCGUCACUGGACGCAUCUAUGAGUUUGAGGGCACCUCGAACGAGUUCGAAGUGGCCGCGUGA
Molecule: messenger RNA, 2307 nt
Organism: Tilletiopsis washingtonensis
Lineage: Eukaryota; Fungi; Basidiomycota; Exobasidiomycetes; Entylomatales
Product: Neutral/alkaline nonlysosomal ceramidase
Exons: 9
Coding region: 1-2307 (768 amino acids)
Biological process (GO): sphingosine biosynthetic process; long-chain fatty acid biosynthetic process; ceramide catabolic process
Cellular component (GO): extracellular region
Molecular function (GO): N-acylsphingosine amidohydrolase activity
Source: RefSeq, a predicted model, not a curated record